AUGAAUAAUGAUGAUUUGGAGCGUAUAACAUUCUCAAAGUAAAGUCAAUGAAGCUACGUAGUUAACCAUCCAUAUAAGACAUUGCUCAUUUCAGAAGUAGACUGGACAAUAGAAAAUUUGAAAAUAUGAAAUUGAAUUAACAAAUUAAAAGUUAAAGCUUCAACACUUUUGAAAUUGGUACACCGAAAGCAAGAAAAUAAAAAAAAACAUAAACUAACAUUAUUUUACGAAAUGAAGAUAAUAUUUUUGGUUACAAACUUGAUAAUGAUAAUUUAUCAAGAAAGGAGAUCUCUUCUGUCAAAAUAAGAUUUGGAAUCAGAUCAGAAAUAGCUAAAAAGGAAAGUACUAAAUAAGUAAUGAAUGUAAUUAGUUUAGAUUGUUUAAUAAAUAAAUGAAAAAGUUUAGAAAUAAAAAUAUAAGUUUGCUUAAGAAAAAUUGAAAUGUAGAACUGAAAAGACAAUUAAUAAUAGUGAUAAUUAAUUCUAUAAGAUGAAUAAAAAAUAUGAAAAAAUUAAGCAAAAAACAGAAUAAAGUUAUUUAGUUGAUUUAUAUAAAAUAUAUGGAUAUCAAAGAUUGAAAUAUGAAUUGAAUGUAAUUUAUUAUUUAAAUAGAUUUAUCAAGAUAAUUAUAGUUUUUUGGAACUUAGAAAAUUCAUAAUCAAAUUUAUAUAUGGAAUACUUAUCAUUGUAAACUACAUGCAAAGAACCAUCUUUUACAAAAUAUUUAUGUCAAUAAUAAUAUUAGUGAAUCUUGUUAUUUUUGUAUAUAAAAUCUUAUACAUUAAAGAUUAUAAGUUUGUUGUUUACGAAAAAGGUAAUAAAAUUUUAUUGAAAUUAGUGGUGAUAUACAUAUAUAUUGCUGAUUAAAUAUUUCGAAUACUCUCUAAAGGAAUAAUAGGACAUAAGCAUGCAUAUUUUAGAGUUGUUAAAAAUUGGUUUGACUUAAUUUUAACAGUCUUAUAAAUUAAUACUACUUUAAUCCCAAUUAUAGGCAUUGUAGAUUUCUCUCCUUUAAGAUUAAUUACAUUACUUUUGUAUUUGGGAGAUUUUGUACCAGGUAUUUAUUUUUUAAAUUAGGCUUGAAAAUUAUGUUGAAAUCUCUUGGUAAAUCAUUUAAAUACCUUGUCGAAGCUUUAAUCAUUGUUAUUAUUUUUGGUUUAUUUUUUGCUACACUUGGUUAAAGUUUAUUUCAUGGUCUAAUAAAUUAUAGAUGUUUACCUAGAUAAUAUGAUUCUCUGGAUACAUUACCAUGGAUUUCAUGUAGAAUCACAUCUUGUCCUGAUGAUUUAGUUUGUCAAUAUGUUUCAUCGGGACCAAAUAUUCCAACAUCUUUUAAUAAUAUUUUUUCAUCUUAUGCUUAAGUCUUAAGAACAAUUACAAAAGAUGACUGGACAUGGGUUAUGUAUUUUACUCUUAAAAGUUUUGGUACUUAUAUAUGGGUUUAUUAUUUAUUGAUAAUCUUUUUUGGUGGUUUUUUUGGAUUUAAUUUAGUUAUUGCAGUUUUAAAAGUUCAUUAUAGUUAAUAAACAAAUUAAAAAUUAAAUAAAUUGAAAGAAGAUGAUUAACAUCAAAAAGAGGAGAAAUUAAAUUUAUAAGUUUUGAAAUAAUUUGGUUUGUAUCAUCCUAUUUUAAAAUAUAAAUUGUAUUUGAAAGGUGAUCAUUCAUUAUUAAAUAAAAGUUUUUGUUCAAUGGCAUCAGAUCUGUCAGAAUAACCUCGUAUACUAUCAGGAAAACACUAUUCUAAAUAUGAAAAUAGAUAUUAAUUCUUAUAGUAAUUUUCAUUAAAAGCCAUCUUAUUGCCUAAAUUUUUAAAUAUUAGAAAAUAUUAGAAUUUGCUUUAAGAUUUAUAUGAUAAUUUAAUGGAAAAACCUGACAUCAAUAUGAAGUGUUUGACUCAUAAUGAAUUUACGAGAUAUUGGGCUAAUUCAAAAAAUGAGGAAUACGUUUCAACUAGUGAGACAGAUGUUGUUUCUUGUAAAUCAGAAAUCACUUAGUAAAUGCUAAUUCAAAAAAGAAUUUUCUCUUUUAUAUAUCAUGUAAAAAAUAAGAAUAAACCAGAAAAUAAAAAGGAAUUCAAAUAAUUUCCAAUAUUUAAGAGUACAAGAUUAAAAGAAAAAAUAGUAUCAUUUGCUUCAAGUGGAAUUACACUAACAGAUUUUCAUCAUUAUUAAUCUAAAGUCACAUCCUAAUAAUAAACUUUGUCCAUCCAUCCUAAUCAUAAUUCAUUUCUUUAAACUAAAAUCAAAAAGAACAUGAAUACAUUUAUUCUACAUAAGGAAAAAGAAAUCUAUGUUAAGAUAUAUGGAUUAUAUUAUAAUUAUAAAGCAGUAUCUGAGUUGAUUAAUAAAAAAAUACAAAUUAAAAUUGCUAAUGAGAUAAAAGAUUAUGAAGAUAAAUAUUUAUAAAUAAGAAUGUCAGAAAUGCAGACUGGAAUUAUUGAAUCUAAAAAUUGUUCCAUUUCUAAUGUUAUUAAUAAUUAUAAACAUGAAAAUGUUAUUAAAAAUUCUUUGAAUCAUAUUGAUAAUUUAAUUUGGUUAGUAGGAAUAAGAGGAAAAAUAAUAAGUAUUAGGAAGAUAACAUUUAUGAUUAUUACAAAUAAAUUUACAAAUUUCUUUGUGGAUUGUGUAAUUUUAAUUAAUUUUUUAUGUUUAAGUUUGAUAGGCAUUAUAUCCAAUCAAUUUAUUUCAGUAAUAGAAGAUUUUACAACAAUAAUUGUUUCACUUGAACUUGUCUUAAAAAUAAUCUCUUUUUAAACAUGUAAUAAUUGCGUUUUUAUUAUUAUAGCAAAAUUAAUUUAAAAAGAGUAAAUAAUAUUAGAUUCUAUUAUCAUUAUAAUUAAUUUUUAUGAAAUGACUUUUAGAUAGAUUCUAAACUAAUAAGACAUUAUUGCUAGAAUGUUAAGAGGAACAAAAAUACUGCUUUUUCAUAGAUGCUUAAAAUAUAUAAGAAUGGCAGUAUUAAUAGGUUUGAUAGCAAAAAGAACAUUUAAAUAAUAUAUUUAUUUGACAUUUUUUAUGUUUCUAAUGAUUCUUAUAUAUGGAUUAUUGGGUAUGGCCAUUUAUGCUAGUAGCUUUGAUGAAACAACAUAACUCGGACAUUUACAUUCAUAUAAGGAUCCCUUAAAAUCUUGGAUGAGUGUAUUUAAUAUUAUGACAAAUGAUGAUUGGUAUGGUGUGUUAAUAUUAGGAACAUAAGUUAAUUAAAUAUUUGCAUUUAUCUACUCAUUUUCAAUGAUUCACUUUUUAAAUUACAUAACUUAUGGUUUAGUGAUGGCUAUAUUAUUGGAUGGUUUUGGAGAAUAUUUGGUAGAGAUUAAGAAAGACCAAGACAUUAAAUUUGAAGACGAAAAAUCUGAUAAACAAGAUUCAGAUUCAGAUGUUGAGGAUAAUGAAAAGGAUAAGGAAAAAGCAACUAAAUCACUUAAAUAGUUAUCUUAAAAUUAAUAAGUUUAGAAGGAUACUUAAUAUUGGUAUCUUUUAGAAUCUAUAUGUAAACUUUUAAAUACAUAAAUAGAAUAAUUAGUAAAAUAGAUAAAAACAAAAAGGAGAAAGAUUUAUUUAGGAAUUAAAUGCAAGGAAUCCUUAUUUUGUUUUGAUAAGCUCAAUAAAUAUAGAAUCUUUUGUGUAAAAACUAUUAAAUCAGAAAUCUUUUAUUGGACCAGAUUGGGAUUGAAUAUAGUGUUUAUUGUUUUGAUAGCAAUAUAAACAUAUGAUGUGGAAUAUAUGGUUAUUGUAAAUGCUUUGAUUCUCAUAACUAAUCUAUUGAUAACAUUUUAGACAACUAUGUUGAUAAUAGCAUUAGGAUUAUUUCAUGAGAAAGGAGCUUAUAUAUAAGUAAGUUUAAUAAUUAAUUUAGCACAUUUGGUAAAUAACAGACAUAAUGUUUUUAAUAUUUUAUUAUUUAUAAUAAAUAAAUACAGAAAGUAGAAUAUUAAAUUUAUUUUUGUAUUUAAGAUAUUUAAGACCAUUUAAAUUAUUGUAUUCAUUUACACCAAUAGUUAAAUUGUAUAAUUCUUUAGUGGCUGCUUUAUAUAAUAUGAGUAAUGUAUUAAUAACAUUAUUAAUAAUUUGGACAAUGUUUGCAGUUUAUGGUAUGAUACUAUAUUAGAAUAAAUUUGGAUUCUGCGAUGAUUUGAUGUAAUUUGAUAUAAAUAAAGAAUAAUGUUAAGAAGAAGGAAGAAGAUGGAUUACUUAUUAACAUAAUUUUGAUAAUAUUACAGUUGCAUUGCCUACUUUGUUUGUGAUAUCUUAAUUUAAUGGUUUAGGUCAGAUUUUAUAAGUAGCUGAAAAUUCUAGACCUUCAGAUUAAGGUCCAUCUCCAUUUGCAAAUUAAUUACCCACAUAUAUUUAUUUAACAGUGUUUUGUUUUAUAGGUUCGAUGUUUUUCUUAAACUUAUUUACUGGUCUAUUGUUCCUAAAUUUAAAAGCAAGUUAGUAGAGAAUAGAAUAUGAUGAUUUAACUGUCUAUUAAUAAGAGUUCAUAUAAAUCUCAAAAAAAAUUCUUAGAGAUUCACCUUCAUUUUCAUAACCUCCUAGAAAUAUUGUUAGAAGAAUAGCUUAAAAAUUAAAUAACAAUUAAUAUUUCUAAUAUUUAUCAUUUCUUAUUUUAAUAUUAGAUUCAUUAAUUUAAAUGUCAUUUUAUUAAGAUAUGGAUAUUAAAAUUGCAUUAGAAUUAAAUAAGUGUUAUGAGAUAAUAUCAAUCCUUUUUACUUUUUGGGUUUUUAUCUAAUUAUUAGAUUAUGGAAUUAAAAGAUUUAUAGAUGAUUAAUGGAGAUAAUUUUAUUCAUUAAUUGUAAUAAUUUCAAUAUUUGAUUUGAUUGCAACUUAAAAAUAUGAUUUAUUUAAAAUUCAAAUUACAUCCACUAUUUUUACUGAAAAUUAUUAAAUUAUUCGAUUAAUUUUUGCUUUAAGGAAUCUUCGAAUUCUAAUAUUAUUUAAAGGAUUUGAUGAUCUCUAAAGAUUAAUCAGAGUAAUGAUUUUUUCAUUUCCAUUUUUGGGAAAGAUAUUAUUUAUUUUGGUUGUAACAACAUUGUCUUAUGCUUUAUUAGGUUGUUAAUUAUUUGGACAUAUCGAUAAAGGAAUCAUAAUAGAUUCUUAAAUUAAUUUUUCAACUUUUACAAAUUCUCUUUUGACCUUAUUAAAGUGUGGAACAUGUGAUAAUUUUAGAAAUAUAAUGACUGACACAAUGAUUCAUAAUAUAUACUGUAGAGAUGAUGAACGUUAUUGUGGAUCAUAAUUUACAUAAAUUUACUUUAUUUCCUUUGUUUUCAUAUUUAACUAUGUGUUAUUAAAUUUAUUUGUUUUAGGAUUAAUUGAACAAUUUGAGAAAUUCUUUUAAUCUGAAAAUUCAAUUCUUUAAGUAUAUAUUGAAUCAAUUGACAAAAUAAAAACUGUCUGGUGUAAGUACUCAUGCAAAAGACAUGGAAAAGCAAUUCACUACUUAUAGAUUUGUAAGUUUCUUUUAGAAAUUGGCUAACCAUUUACUCAUUAUAAAGAUAAUAUUUGGGAUGCAGCUCGUUUGGCUGGAUACUUAAAAAUUAGAAGUGAUGAUUAAGGCUACGUCUAAUUUAAUUCUUUGAUUUAUGAAAUAUUUAGAAGAACCUUUAAAUAAUAAGUUUUUUAAUAAGGAUCAGAAGAUUCAAUUAAGAUUAUUAAAAAGUUUAAUAAAGAGAUGUAAAUGAGGCUGUUUUAUUUUAGAAGAGACAAAUUUUAAAAAAGAUCAUUUAUUGCUACUUAUGUUGAAUUCAAUAGUAAUUUUAGUAUAGCAAGUGAUUAUCUUUCAAUUUUAGUAAUUUUUAAAGCUUGGUAAAAUUAUACUAAACAAUUAAUUAAAAGAUCUAAAUUAGAAAAAGAGGAUUUUUCAGAUAAUUCUUCAUUUGGUCAAGAAAUAUAGUAAUUUAUAUUAUUUAUAAUAAUAUUAGAGAUUUUGAUAUUUUCUCAAAAGUAGAUGAAGAAGAAGAACAAAACUAAGAAAAUCUAACCAGGAAGAUACCAUCAAAUCCCAUAAAAUCUAAUUAAUGUUUAACAUUUGAAAGUGAUAACAAUUUAAAUUUCAAGAAAUUAGAUUUACCUGUUUACAAUGAAAAUUAACAUUAUUUAACUCCAUAAAGAGAUUUAACUAAAAUGACUUCUAAUCUUAUUCAAUAAUUACAGAAAAGAACUAUAAUCAAACCAAAAAAAGAUUCACAUACUCCUUCUUCUAUUAUCAAAUAAUCGAAUAAGAUAGUUAUACAUCCAGCAGAUAUAAUAUUUAAUUAAUAGAACCAUCAAAAUAAUUUCAAUUUAAGUGCGAAUAAUUCUUUUAGAUCAUUUAUAUCGCAUAGUGAAUCGUCAUUAUCUUCAUUUGAUGGAAUACCUGGAAUGAUAAUCUGA
Paramecium primaurelia is the source of this 6370-nucleotide messenger RNA. NCBI's taxonomy places the organism in Eukaryota, Ciliophora, Oligohymenophorea, Peniculida, Parameciidae. The record is from the annotation of a GenBank genome assembly.